This is a messenger RNA of Bipolaris victoriae FI3, 3405 nucleotides long. RefSeq lists its product as hypothetical. The record is from RefSeq and is a predicted model, not a curated record. The transcript has a single exon. Lineage: Eukaryota; Fungi; Ascomycota; Dothideomycetes; Pleosporales; Pleosporaceae. Bases 1 to 3405 code for a protein of 1134 amino acids.
AUGACUUGGUGGCGUCGCGAUUCGGCCAUCUCCCCUGUCCAGCGCUAUGCGCAACGUCUACUCCGCUCCCACGAGGCGGCCCUUCGUACCCGAGGCUUCUCUCGCACACCAUCGCAAAAUUCCCAACAUGGAGACGAUAAGGACACCAAUCGCCCGUCGGGCAUGUCCAAUCUCGAGUGGGCACAAUUGCAACACUACCAGCGGUGGCGAAAGAAGCUGAUGGAGGACCCAUAUCAAGCUCUCUUCGGUGCGAGUAAUAGCAUGCUAAGUGGGAAGGGAUUGAAAGACUGGGAGUGGAUUAGCAACUCGUUUCCCAAAUGGAUGCUGAGGGAGAUGAACGACUAUGAAAAUGCCACGCCACAACCAAAGAGCGACAAAGACAUGAAGUCUUCGAAGAGAAAUGUGAAGAGAGAAGACAUGAACUAUGAUGGUCCAGAAAACUUCCAGGAAAGGGAAUCUCAUUUCCCGCAGCCUUCCUUCAGGGCCACGCGAAUCGGUGGCGACGAUGCCCGUGCUAUCGUUUCACCCUCGGACCUGAGAAGGCCGAGUGAGCAACCUCACGUCACAGUCAUUGGAGAAAGCAUAGAACCGAGUACUGAACCCAAACCCAACCCUCAAUCUUCCACUUCCUCAUCAAAUGAACCUCACAUUUUCGAAUCGUCACCUCCGACACCGCCGAAGAGUACACAGUCCUUCAGCGAUUACAUAAAGAAGUCGAACUCGGAUGCGAUAGGGAAGAUCGAGAAAUUGAGCAAGCCUACAGCAUCCCAAGGGACUUCUUUCAUGGAUGGAUUUCUCUCAGAAAAGCCCUCACAAGAUGAGGCAAACGUCGACACUCCUAAGUUUUCGACUUGGAAGGAAACCGCGCUACAGAGGCGUCUAUUGCGAGACGGUUUGAUGAAGAAAGACGCCAAUAAUGAGUCUUCGAGUAUCAUGCCAAUCGUCGAAAAAACCGAACCUAUGCCACCGACUGCAGCCAUAGAGAAGCACUCUCCAGCGCCAGAAGUGAAGCAAGCUAUUCUUGUCCCAGACGUGCACAAAGAACAAAAGCCCUCGCUCAAUGAGCAUGUUGACUCACUGAGAGGUCGUACCACACCUACAAAGUCAACAUCAGAAACGCUCAGUCAGCUGCCUGAAGAUGACAUUGACUUCUUGAGUGCAGCUGAGAUCCGAGCGUCCAUGGGUACGAAGAAGAGUAAAAUCUUGAGCGACGAACAAAGGAAAACAGAACGAGCAAACUUAGAAAAGUCUUUUGCUGAAGCACACGUUGAGACUAACGAAGUUGACCCGAUGAUUGAAUCCAAGGUCAUCAACGACCAACUUAUUCGUCGCAUAGAGCGUAAGAUGCAGAUGCCAGAAGAGCCAAAGGAGAUGGAUGAACCUCAGCCGGCUAAAAAAGCUGAUCAGACAUCGACGCUGGCAAACGAGGCCCAAAUGGAGUCUAGCAUUGAGCGUAUGAGAUCUUGGCUUGAGCAGGGUGGUGCCAUAUUCUCUAGCUACUUCUGGCAAGACCCCACAGAAGAAGCAGACGCAAAGAAGACCCGCUUGUUCUUCGACAAGGUGCUCGAGCGUAUUCGCAAGGGACGCUCAACCAUGCGACAAGUCAUUGAGGAUCUAGAGACAGAUAUUCCUGCGUCUAAAGCACUGUUAAAGCGCAUGAAGGCCGACGAAGACGUCUUGGACUCUGCAAUCCAUGCUCUGCGACAACGCUCAGGUAGCGGCAAGAUGCACUCGUUGACGCCCAAGAAGGUCCGAGCGAUACAGUCCCUGCGUUUAAAGUAUCAAGACACGGACAAUGAUUUGAAUAAGGCUUACGCGGCUUUGGAAGAGAUCAGCAAAUCCGAAGCUGCCAAGAACCCCCCCUUGGCUUUCAAGCAACGACUCGGCUUGUCAGCGAAAAUCAUCCAGAAAAACGCCCAUCUCACACGUUAUUUGAUAUGGAGUCUGCAAGCUCGUCUCGAGGAUCCGGAAAUCGACCGAAGCAUGUUGGUAAACUACAAGGCUGUAGCUAAUAGUUUACUGACGCUGAGAGAUACCCAAAUGGCUUUGUCUCGUUUGGUAGACCGUGCUAUGUUGGUGUACGGGGUAGUACCACAGACUGUGGAGAAGGCCGAAUUCAUGGGCCAAACCAUCCUGAAUACGCCAAAUGAGGAUGGGCAGGCGUCUCAUGAGGUAUCUCCUGGUAUGACCAUGAUCGACAAAGCCCAGCUUCGUGCUAGAAUAGCGGCUGAAGAACACCUUGCCAACGAGGUUGAUGCACAAAAGUCAGCAAUGCGCGGACUGUCAGACGAUGGGUAUGUGCGGGAGCCAAAGGCCCUGGCGAAGAAGUCAUUUGAGGAGCGUAGCCCGCUUGAUCAUAGCCUCUAUAGGCCCUUCGGACCGGUGCUGGAGAGCUUGGGCAGUGAAUUGCCUUCAAGAAUCGAAGCGACCAAACCUGAGGAAGUGGAACAGAAGUACAACGAUGCUGAGUUGGUCGCUGAAGUGCAAAAGGCUUACGAAGAUACUUACGGGCCAAUUACUGCUGACCAUCAGCAGUGUCCAGCUGCUGAUGAAGUAAAGCAUAGCCAAGAGAAUUCUGUCGAGAAGUUUGAGAUGUUGAAAGACGACCCUACGGUUAAUGAGGAGACUCCUGAACAGGCCGUUUCCACUCAGGCGGCUGAGCCUGAAGUCACCACUUCACAAACUGCAGAGAACGAGACUACCAGCGCACAAGUCGAGGCCUUGGCCGAAACCUCUACCCCAACACCUCAACUUGCUCAAACAUCUCCAGAAACCAUCGCUGAGACAUCCUCAGCAACGACCUCAUCCUCCAUCCCAACCACUGACCUCCCAACCCACUACACCAUCCUAAUCCACAACGCUGAAACCAACACCCUCACCCAAACUACCUCCACCUCCCCACCACCCCGCGACCCCUCCCCCACAAUCCCCCUCCACACCGCCCUCGCAACCCUCUCCUCCCCCUCAAAAUUCAUCCCUCACAUAACCCCAGAUGUGGAAAUUGUAACCGCAAAACCAGACAUGCUCAUCUUACGUAACGUACUCGCCCCAUCCCCUUCCAGCACCCCAAAAUCCCUACACGCCCCUGAGCACAGCGACGCCGCAGAUGAAGCGGAUGUCCAGCGCGCAGGAACCGUAAAUCCAAUCGAUGGUACUACGCGUCUUUCCCCAACGGGAUAUGUAGGACCUGAGGAGAAUCGCGAGCAGCUAGAGAAGGAGUUUGAGGAGCGCAGACGCGCGGCGGAAAGGGUGGUGCUGGGGUCUGGUGCUGAGGGGGAGAAUGCGAAGGGGUCAGCGGCGGGGAGUACGAAGAAGAAGGGACGUGGUGCCGGAGUUGUCAAGACGGCGAUUUGGGCGGCGGCUGUGUGUUAUGUUGUUGGUGUUUUGGGGGAGGUUGUUGCUUAG